Molecule: messenger RNA, 1612 nt
Organism: Lindgomyces ingoldianus
Lineage: Eukaryota; Fungi; Ascomycota; Dothideomycetes; Pleosporales; Lindgomycetaceae
Product: cyclophilin-like protein
Exons: 1
Coding region: 65-1573 (502 amino acids)
Biological process (GO): protein peptidyl-prolyl isomerization; protein folding
Cellular component (GO): catalytic step 2 spliceosome
Molecular function (GO): peptidyl-prolyl cis-trans isomerase activity
Source: RefSeq, a predicted model, not a curated record
GGACUACGGCUCACGGUUACCUCUAUAUUAUGCUCGUAGUGUAGGACUACCGAAGCUCACAACAAUGAGCACAGUAUACAACCUCGAACCGCAACCUACCGCGAAAGUCCUCCUCCAAACCACCUCGGGCGACCUCGAACUUGAACUCUUCGCGACACAAACGCCCGUCACCUCGCGAAACUUCCUACAGCUAUGCCUCGAUGGGUACUACGACAAUACCGUCUUUCACCGCUUGGUGAAGGGCUUCAUCAUCCAAGGUGGUGAUCCUACAGGGACGGGUCAGGGAGGGGAGAGCAGCUACGAUGGCGACCCUUUCGCCGACGAGUUCCACAGCCGGCUAAAGUUCAACCGGAGAGGCCUACUAGGCAUGGCAAAUACGGGACAGAAGGACGACAAUGGGAGCCAGUUUUUCUUCACGCUUGGCAACACGCCAGAGCUGACGGGGAAAAACACCUUGUUUGGGCGGAUAGCUGGAGACACUAUCUAUAACUUGAUGAAGAUGGCCGAGGCCGACAUUGCCGACAACAGCGAGGAUAGGCCAUUGUACCCCACGAAGAUUACGGGUGCAGAGAUUAUAAUCAAUCCAUUCGAGGACAUGGUGAAGAGGGUGCGGGUGGCGCAGAGGACACAACCGGAAGCGAAGAAAGUAGUCAAGAAGCCAAAGCGGAAGGCUGGCAAGACAUUGCUUAGUUUUGGGGGUGAUGAGGGGGAGGAGGCAGCUCCUAUUCCGAAGAAACCCAAGUACAACGCGCAGCUUGUUAGUGCGGGAGAAGAAGCACUUGCAGCUUCGAGGAAGACUGCUAUGCCGAAGGCGCCAAGAGAGGAGAGAGCUAUACCAAUCCGAAAACCAUCUCGAAACGAGCCCUCACGCUCACCACCUCCUAAACGAGCCCCUCAGCCCGUACGCGACCCUCCACCUCAAGAUGAACGCCCCUCGUCUCCAUCGACCAUGUCUGGGGAAGAGUCACCCAAGCCACAGGAGCAAACACGAGUUGAGUCUGUGAAUGCGCAGAUCGCAUCUGUCAUAGCGUCAAUGAAGCGCAAGGCACCAGUUCAGAGCGCGGAGAUGAUAAAGAAGAAAUCAGCUCUCGAAGCAAUGAUUCCAUCAACUUCAACCCGCGGCCGGAAGAGGGGCGCUGCCGCCUAUAACGCCGCCUCAGAAAAGGCUACUCUAGAUAUCUUGUCUGCGUUCAAGUCGAAGCUUGAGUCUGCGCAAGUGGAAGACAAAAAGAUGCUCUCGCCACCACCAAUACCGGAAAGUGAAGCCCACCAAAAUGGAGGCCAUCAACUCAUCAAGCCCACAGCGCUUGUGACAGAGGAGGAAGUGCCUUGUGAUCUACACUUUAUCGUUGGGUGCCAGUCGUGCAGCGCAUGGGAUAAGCAGGACCAGGAUGAAUCAGACGACGAUGCCGGGUGGAUGUCGCAUCAACUAACAUUUGAAAAGGAUAGGCUGGGUAAAGAUCUGGAGUGGAAGCGGAAGAACGAGCAGGAGUUAGUGGUCAUUGAUCCGAGGGAGAAGGCACGGGAAUUGAAGGAGAAGGGAAAGGCGAAAAGGAGGGAAUGGGAUGGCUGAGUUUCCAAUAGGAUCCCGCGACAAACCUCUCCUGAGUCU